AUGCCCUUCAGGAUAGAGGCAAUGGAUAUCUCUGAUCAAGAGGUGAGGAAGAACGAGAAGAUGUGUACAAAGUGCCCCAUUACAAAUGGCUCAAUCGACAACGUGGCCUUAAAGCAUCAAAGAACAACGGUUAUCGACGCAGAGGAAAAACAAGCUGCUGAACAACUGAUCCUACUUGCUUCAACGCAGGACGGCAACAAGAAAGCUGAAACUGUCGCUACUUCAACAAUCAAAAACAACGGUAAAGAAGCUAACAAACUUCUUGAGGACAAAGAAAUACUAGACAAAAGCUGUAAUAUAUUCAUUCCCAAUCACAGGCUGAUACGAAGAGGAGUCAUUCGAGGUGUUGAUACUGACGUAGAAGAAGAUGACAUUCUGAAUAAUCUUAAGUGUAGCAUGGAAAUCAAUAAUGUUAAAAGGAUUACAAAAAGGAAUUUACAGUACAAGGAAGGUGAGGACAUGCCUAGAAGAUUGCCUACCACUACCGUUAUCGUCUCCUUUGUUGGCCAAGAUCUGCCUGUACAUGCCUACUUGUAUGGCAUUUCACAUGAAGUCAGUGCAUACAUUGCAGCUCCAAGAAUUUGCAUCUCUUGCUAUAAGCCUGGCCAUAACUCGUCGGACUGUGGGACUAGCCCUAAGUGUAAGAAGUGCAGCGAAAUUAGACAUGACGGUGAGUGCAUUAACCCCUCUCCCAAAUGCCCUAGCUGUCAAGGUGAUCACUUUGCCAUGGACAAGAGAUGCCCUGUCAUCAUACGCGAACAAUAUGUGCAAUACAUUGUUGCCAUGGAAAGCAAGACUAUAGAGGAUGCAAGAAAAAUUGAUACGGGAGCUUUCACUUCUCACAAUGUAGCUCUCACCAAAGAGGCUUUUCCUCCUCUCACAGAAAAACAACACACUAAUUAUCAAAAUUGCCCACGUCCUGUUCAGCGAAGACAAAAUUUCACUGCAAACGUGCCAAAACACGUAGCAAUUAGAACAGUCCCACCUAGAACCAACUGGUAUAAAUUCCAGGAAGAAAACUGUCCAGAUUUUUUGGGCAGAACAGAAUUGCAUGGCUAUCAACCACGGUUCACUAACCUUGCUGCCUAUAACAAAACCAUGGAAAAAGCUGGGGACAACAUCAAUAUAAACCUUCAACCUACACAAGAAAGGGACCAAGCAACUAUAGAGAAGAACUAUUCUCCCAGCAGAAAAGAAGCCACCGAUCAUUAUGGAUUCCAUCGCACACACCCAGACAAUCCUUGCUACCAAACAAAAUAUUCAGAGGACUUAUUCACGCAAGAGACUCAAGAGGACCUUGAUAACACCUUGCUAAGAAUUAUGUUAUGGAACGCCAGGAGUUACCGUAAUAAAGUUACAGCUGUUAGAAAAAAUUCAUCUAAUUUUGAUGUUAUUGUUAUUGUUGAGUCAUGGUUAACUCCUGACGAGACAUACGAAAUUCAAGGCUUUUGUACUUACAGACACGAUAGAAUUCAUGCUGAUGGAGGUGGUAUACUUAUUUUUAUACGUGAGGACUUAGCUUUUAGUGAAUUACCUGUAGUUUCGCCGUUGCAGACGGUAGAGAUGUGUGGUAUUAAAAUUAAUAAUGUAGAACCAAACAUUAAUUUAUAUGCUUGUUACAGAGCUCCAGAGUGUGUUUUGACCCAGUCAGAAUGGCAUGAGAUUGUUGGCUGUGUAGACAUCGAUGGCUACUCACUAUUUUUAGGGGAUUUCAAUGCCAAAAAUAUUAAUUGGAAUUGUAACUCCAAUGAUGAUAAUGGCUUACGCCUUGAGGUGGCUUAUCGUCAUCGAAACUUAUAUUUACACAACUUUGAUACGCAGACAUACAUAAAACUUAGCACUAAUUACAGAUCUAACCUUGAUCUCAUCUUUUUAACUCAAAACCUUUCUGACUGGGUUAAUUAUGAGAUGUGCGACGUAACGUAUGAAUCUGACCAUUUUCCUUUAUACAUCAGUGUUAACGCUCAAAAGUAUUAUUAUUCUAGGAAAACUUUCAAGUGCAGCUCUACGCGCACUGACUGGAACAAAGUUGAACAGACUCUACAAGAAGCUUAUUCUCAGUUCUUCACAAUUGAUUAUGAACUCUCUUCCCCAGUUGAAAAAUAUAAUAUGUUAACUGCUAUCAUUACUGAGUCUGUUAAACUCUCCACUCCUGCUCAAAAACAGGUCUCAAAACGCAAACACAGGAAUCCUGUGGUGUGGUGGGAUGCAGAAUGUGAUAGAGCUGUCAGGCUCAAAACUGCUGCCUUUAAGAAAUACUUAUACUCUUUAAAAUUAAAUGACUUUAUAGAAUACAAAAAACAAUGCGCAUCAGCUAAGAAUCUAUUUAAAAUCAAACAAAAAAACAGCUACCAACAGUUUACAGCUAGCCUUAAUUUUCGCACAAACCCAACAUAUGUAUGGAAUAGACUCAAAGCAAUGAAGAACCGCUGGGUUAAAGCCAGACCUUCUUACAUUACUGAAAACUUGCAGAACAAUGAAUCAGAACUGGAAACAGCUCUCAAAAAAAUAUGCCCCCCGUGGGCUCAAACUAACCCUGAAUCUCUUCCUCAUGCUGAACCAAACGCCUUUUUCGACAAUCCUUUCUCAUUUGCAGAAUUCAAUCAUGCUCUUGAUAGCAAAAAUCUCAAGUCAGCUCCGGGCAUGGAUGGCAUAGACUUCGGCCUGAUUUAUAGACUACCCAUUCAAUACAAGUUACUGCUACUUGAUGUUUUUAAUUCCAUGUAUAUAACUAACUCGUACCCAGACACUUGGGGAGAUGUGUAUAUACAUUUUGUUAAGAAGCCCAAUGGUAAAGGCUAUAGGCCCCUAUCACUCACACCAUGUCUUUGUAAGCUUUUAGAAACCCUGAUUAAAAAUAGGAUGCAGUGGUGGGCUGAAAACAAUAAUAUUCUCCCUGGAAGCCAACAUGGCUUCAGAAGGGGCAACUCCUGCAUAGACGAUCUGAUGCAACUCACACUAACAAUUGAAGAAGCAUUUAGAGAGAAGAGCGAAGCAUAUGUGGUCUUCCUAGACGUUGAAUCUGCCUUUGAUCAAGUUAACAUUGAUAUACUACUACGCAAACUUGCAUACAUGGGAUUCUCUUCUCAAAUAGUUAACUUUGUUAAUUUCAUAACUCGUGAAAGACAUGUCUACAGUAAUCAAGACUCACACAACUAUCGCUCCUCUUACAAGGGAGUUCCACAGGGAGCUGUCCUUAGCCCCUUGCUUUAUGCUCUGUACACUGCCUCAAUCAUCUCUGACUUACCUGACAACAUCCAUGUAUCACAAUUUGCUGAUGAUCUCUCACUAUAUGUCAAAAGCAACCCAACUAAUGAUGAACUAGAUAAUCUCAAAAGAGCUAUAGACAUAAUAAAUUUCAACCUGCAUAACAUAGGUCUUAAUACAUCCCUUUCUGAAACUAAACUUCUCCACGCCAAUAAAAGAGGCAUCAAACCAGGCCAAACAGUCAUAGAAAUUAAUAAUGUAUCCAUUAAAUCUUCAGAAUGGGUCAAAUUCCUUGGUGUAGUCCUAGACUACAGACUCUCUUUCCAAGAACACAUCACACAGGUUCACAGAAGAUGCACUCUUGGCCUAAAGGUUCUGAAAUAUUUGCGUGGCACAUGGUGGGGUACUCAUCCAGAGACUCUACUCAUUUUAUACAAAAGCUACGUGCGAUCCCUGAUAGAUUACGCUUGUUUUGUCUACCUACCCAACAAUGCAAACAUGAUAAAUAAACUGGAAAAGAUACAAUACGCUGCAAUAAGAUACGCGAUGGGAUACCGUAUGAGUACACCAACUAACAUUCUUUUAGCUGAAACAGGUCUUAUAUCUAUCAGGGAUCGAGCCAGCUACUUGUGCCAAUGCUACCUAGUUAAAAUACUUAGCAAUAUUAAAUCUGAAAGUGCCACCCAUAUUUUAACAUUACACAACAAACUAAAAGGCAAUCCCAGAUUUCUGAAACUAGCUUCAAGAUGCAUUGUCGAAGUUCUUAAUUUACAGAAUGGGUAUAACAUUGCUAUUAAUAACAACUACAACAUAUUUUGCCAUCAUUAUUUCACUGCUUUGGUGUCUAUUCCAACUGACCUAACAUUUGGAAUCUUCCUUCAGAAUCAUACUCACCCCAACCAGGCUCUCUGUGAAUCCGUAAACGCUAUUGACGCCAUACCAAUAUACACCGAUGGUAGCAAGAUCAAGAACUCUCCCAGUGUGGGCUCAGCAUGUAUCAUUCCUGCAUAUGAAUUUAUAGAUGCUAAUAGCUUAAAUAAUCGUUCUUCCAUUUUCUCUGCGGAGUGCUACGCUAUAAACUCUGCCUUUAAUUUCAUCUUGACCCAACACAAUAAGAACUUUGUCAUAUUUAGUGAUUCUCUCAGUGCCUUAAAAAGCCUUUCUACUACUAAGCAUAACAUAAAAACAAACAUCCUUAUUCUAGAUAUAAAACUGAAAUAUCAAAAGUACUUAUUAGUUAAUCCAAACAAUUCUGUUAGACUAGUGUGGGUUCGAGCCCACACUGGGAUUUAUGGCAAUGAGAGUGCUGAUUCCAUUGCUAACCAAGUGUUGUCGAGCUUCUUGCACCCCGUGCUACCCUCCUAUCCUCGGGUAAGCACGAGCAUACCCAGCGGUUCCCAAAUUGGUGACCCAAACGUCAGUGGCAUAUCUGAUGACAGGGCCAAGAACGACUUGGUUGUGGCCUCCCUCGAGGCAGCAACGGUGAACGAGCUCCUGGAUGUGUUGGAACAUCUACCAACUGAAAACCUAUACGGAGUCCUUAAAGAGGCCAUUCUUUCACGCCUGACAGACUCUCAGGACAAGAGGCUGGAUCAGCUGUUCAAUAAGUUGGGGUUGGGUGACAAGAGGCCGUUGCAGCUUCUUCGCUCCAUGCGAUCCCUGUCUGACAACAAAGUCACAGAGGAGGUGCUCAAGGUGAAGUGGCUUCAUCUGCUCUCCCCACAGGUCACUCGCAUUUUGAAGAUCAUUAAAACCACUUCAUUGGAGGAGUUGGGCUCUACGGCAGACGACCUGAUCGAAACCAACCCAGGGGUGUUCGCAGUCUCAAGCACUACUCGACCGCCCUCUUCGACCCAGGCCCUCAAUGACUCAAGCCUGACUUCAGUGUCCACAGACCACCAGACCACGAGACGCAUAUCAGGCACCUGA
Molecule: messenger RNA, 5136 nt
Organism: Copidosoma floridanum
Lineage: Eukaryota; Metazoa; Arthropoda; Insecta; Hymenoptera; Encyrtidae
Source: RefSeq, a predicted model, not a curated record